Messenger RNA from Saprolegnia diclina VS20, 4464 nucleotides. RefSeq lists its product as hypothetical. NCBI's taxonomy places the organism in Eukaryota, Oomycota, Saprolegniomycetes, Saprolegniales, Saprolegniaceae. Bases 1 to 4464 code for a protein of 1487 amino acids. The record is from RefSeq and is a predicted model, not a curated record. The transcript is spliced from 3 exons.
AUGCGCAUCCAGCCGACGACGGGGUCUCUCGAUCCAUCGCCAAGUCGGUGGCGGCUCCCGGGGGCUCUCUGGCUCUGUGCGACGCUGGCAGGUACUUUCUAUUACCUUCUCCAUAUCCAGCCACAGCUUGCCAACGACUUCUUCUGGCCGCACUACAACUCGUCUGGGUACCAAACCUUCCUCAUCGAUGCCCUCAACCAGCUACUGGAGACAUCAGAUGAUGAGGCGACCGUUGACUUGGGCUCGGUGAUGCUCGACGCGCGCUACGACGGUCUGCUGACAACCGCUAUCGCACACCCGACGUAUGCAAUGGCUCUGCUGACGACGAAGCUCCCAUCCCUCGACUUUGCGAUCACGAGUCUGCGCAACACAUCUAUCGACAUGGUCUUGUGGCUUCCGACACCAUACUGCUGGGUCGACUUUAACAAAUCGUUUGAGCUCGCGCACACAGAGGCGCGGCAGGACCGGUGCCGUCACCAGUAUGGUACCAACGGCGCCGUCUACCUGGAGGCUGUGGCUCGCAACAUUGAUUGGACGGCCUUUCUUGUCGGCUACGGCGGUCCCGAGACGCUCUUUUGGAGCGCGAUCUUGAGUGGUCUCGAGGCGUCGACGCGUGGCGUGCAUUGGCUGGACACGGUCGCUGCAACAACGACGUCGGUGCCGGACGAAGUGGCGUUUUGGCAGCGCCAUGGGAUCCAGCGCUUUUGCUACCAGUGGCAAAACUUGCGCCUUCCGGGUCUCGUCGAGACAGCGACGCUUGUCAAUGCCCUCGGUAUACCGACAUCUCUGACACUCAAGAGCAUCGAGUCCGACCUAGGUCCAGGGUCGUCCAGCCACUUUUAUGAGCCGUUGGCCAUGGAUCUGUACCCGACGACAAUGUGCAACCUGAGUCUGAUUCGCGACACGCCCAAUUACAUUCUCAAUACAACGUGCUUUGGCAUGCCGCCGCAGUCGUUUGACGAUUAUUCGUAUGCUCAAUACUAUUUUGGCGCCUCCCAAUCCAGCUUGGUUCGUGCGGCUCUCGGACCUUAUCUCUCGAUCGAUCUUCUUGUUGUGUCUCCCCCAACCGCUCUCGUUUGCCUCACGAGUGCCCUCUCAACGGCGUUCUACGGAGGGCUCAACAGCUCGUUUGCGAAUACUUACACCAACCUUCGGUCACUCUCGGUGACGCCAACACCACGAGCGUGGAAGAAUGGACAUUAUGUCUUUUGGGGUGGCAGCCUCUUGUGCAGCUACGAUACAUCGCAGACCUUUGUGCUGCCGCCAUUCACAGCCGUCGGUUCUUGCGUGACACAAACCGUCUGGAGAAUGUCAGUGUCCCCAUUUGCCAUGGUAAUGGCGCUUUCGCUUGUGAGCGACUCGGUCGAAGACAUCUGCGCACUCGCCGCCUCGGAUGCGUGCACGCCGUCCCUGCGCCUAGCUCGGACCCUCAUGAUACGCACACUAAAUCAAACGCUCGUCCAAGACGCCAUUGCAGCUGUCACAGCUCUUGACGUCAGUGUCAUUCAAGUUGCCUCUGACAUGACUGAAACCAACUACACGCUGCUACGACAACCGUUAUUGGACCAAUCGUCCUUUGCAUUCUACGGCUGGGUUCUUCUUUUCGACUGGGUCGCAGGCGUUCGUGAAGUUCUUUCGUUUGAGGGCGACAACGGGACGCUUGUCUUGAUCUCGGACGCCUAUGAUACGACGCCCAGCGGUUCGAGCAGCAGCAGUCUCAGCAACGCGUCGGCCGGUGUCUACUACAUCAUCGCGUACUCGAGUCUUGUGCUUGGCGCUGUCGCUGUCGCAACCCUAAUCGCUUCAUUCAUGUCGCGUGGCGCUGUCUCGGGCAUCAACUUUUUCGUCUUCAACCGCAUCGCGGGCUCCACGUGGCUCGGACGUCCGCUGUUGUUGCUUCGCGGCGCCAGCGCACUGAUGCUGCUCAGCUCGGCUCCGAUCGGACUCGAUCGAGCGCACAACAUUUACGCGCAGCUGGUGCUCUCGACCCGCCCCGUUCUCGAGACGUGCUUCUUGGCGUGGGAAGCGACGUGGAUUGUGUACGUCGUGCACGAGUUGCUCUUGCCACUGCAGAGCCACCGCGCGCGGUCGAUUGGGCUUGUUGGGACGUUGCUGACGUGGCUGUUGCUGGUGAUCAUGGACGUUGGCUGGCCCGUGUCUGUGACAGCAACCAUCGAUCGCAAAUGUACCAUUAGCAGCAGUUACUACAACGUUCGAUGCAACAGCGUCACAUUGCUGACAGGCGAGCUAUCGCGGCUCCGAGUCAUUGGACUGAUCCAGUGUUUGCUCGUUCCGUGUCUGUGGUUUUUGGAUUGCAUUGCGGCUCGUCCCACGUCUCGGAAGACCAAGGACUAUUGCACAAGCUCGAUGCUCUCGGUCGUUGGCCAAGCGUUUUUGGACCGAGAUUCUGAACUCGAUUUGGUCGGCCACCUCGCAUCUGGUCUCAUUCCGCUUCGAGGAUCCGCCAUCUUUGACCUCAAGCUCUGGCGCCUACUCUUUCUGGCUCCGACGGCGGCAAUGGUCAUGCCCGUGGAGCUUCAUCCGUCAAUGAUACAAACGCGCUGGGGGCCGCGGGUCUGGGUUAUCAUUGGCACUGUCUACGUCGCUGCAGCGAUCUACAGCAGUGUCUCGUACCUCGGUCUCGCCCAAGGGCUCUUGACCAACGACUUGGUCUGGCCCGCCUUCAACAUGACGGGGUCGCACAGCUUUCUCGCCAACUGGUUCAACGAGCCGGCGCAUUUACUGGGUGCAGACAGCUCGGCGAUAGCACUCACCAGCCACCAGCAAAUCAACGCUCUUGGGCUGUUCAACCUGUCGCAAGUGUCCGUCGCGUUUCCCAUCCAGCAAGGCGCCAGAGUCCAGUACUCAACCCUAACCACUCUUUCGGAUGCGAUCUCGGGGCUUCGUACUUUGGAUGGUUGUGAUGGUCCGUGGGUCUUUACGCAGUACUGCUACCUCGACUUUGAUCAAAAGUGGGAUAUGGCCAAUUCGGUCAAGCGCCAAGAACGAUGCCAGUCGAUGGUCAGUAAUGGCGCGGUCUUUCUCGCUUCUUUGCUUCGGAAUGUUGAUAUCUCAACGUGCUGGAGUGCGUCGUUUGAGAUUGGGUUUGGGUCCGAGUUGCGUGAGUCUAUGGCCGGUCAGGCUUUGUUGGCUUCAUUUAGUCCUCCGUACCUCUCGAUCGACGACGAAGUGUCUUAUUGGACAUCAAAGAGUAUCUCGUCGUACGUGCUGCAGUGGCAAAACUACAAGUCGAUCGGUCUUCUCCACUCGUACAACAUUGUCAAUGCGUACGGCGUCUCGUAUCCUUUCUUGCUGCAGUCGACUGCGGGCUACCGCCGUUUGGGGAGCCAGACGUCGUUCAAAAUGUACUGGUCUCUGGCCAACGACCUCGGCGCUCUCGUCACCAACACCUCGUCCAUGGGUGGCAAGAGUCUCCUCCGCAUCUACUACCUACGGUUGCUGCAACCACCGCUCGCCAACGAUCUUCUCUGGCCGUACUACAAUGCUUCAGGGUACCAAACGUUCCUCGCCGAUGUCAUUAACACGUUUCUCGAGACGGAGCCCGAUGGAUCCACCGUCGACUUGCAGUCUGUGGUCAUUGAGGCGCGCUACGACGGUGUCUUGCCCAACGCUAUGGUCCACCCGACGUACGCGAUGGCGCUCCUGACGACCAAACUCACAGCGCUGGACCUUGCCAUCACUAGUCUGCGCAAUACCUCUGUGGACGACAUUCAAUGGCUGCCAACGCCGUACUGCUGGGUUGACUUCGACAAAGAAUUUGAACUCGCGCACACGGUGACGCGUCAAGAGCGCUGCCGUCAACGGUUCGCGACGAAUGGCGCCGUGUACCUCGAGUCUAUUUUUCGCAACAUUGAUUGGGACGCCUUUGUCGCCAAUUACGGUGGGUCCAACUCCAUCUUUUGGUUUGCGAUUCAAAGUGGUCUCGAGGCGUCGCCGCGAGGUGUGCGCUGGAUGGAGACUAUCGCUUCUGUCUCGACGUCGGUGCCUGAAGAGGUCGCGUACUGGGAGCGUGCUGGCAUUGAGGCUUUUCACUACCAGUGGCAAGACAGCCAUCUCCCUCGGCUCGUUGAGACUGCCACACUUCUCAACGCCCUCAACAUCCCAACCUCACUGACGCUCAAGAGCAUCGAGCACAGCGCUGGUCAGGCGUUUUCCAACGUUUUUUACGAACCACUUAUGAUGGACAUAUUCCUUGUCGGGAUGGGCAACAUGAGUCUCAUUCGCGGGUCGCCCAACUACUUUCUCAACACGACGUACUACGGCAUGCCGCCACAACCAUUUGAGAGCUUCUCGUAUGCUCCCUAUAUGUUUAGCGCUGGUCAAGUGACCUUGGUUCGCGAAAACCUCGGGCCUUUUCUCUCGAUCGAUCUCGUUGUCGUGUCUCCCCCCGCGGCUCUUGUCUCGCUUGCACGCGUUCUCUCGUCCGCAAUAUGCUCUCGGUGA